Molecule: messenger RNA, 507 nt
Organism: Saprolegnia diclina VS20
Lineage: Eukaryota; Oomycota; Saprolegniomycetes; Saprolegniales; Saprolegniaceae
Exons: 5
Coding region: 1-507 (168 amino acids)
Cellular component (GO): endoplasmic reticulum
Source: RefSeq, a predicted model, not a curated record
AUGCGCGCCAACCUCGGCUUCGACUGGUUCUUCAUCGGCUACUGCCUCAUGAGCCUCACGAUCGCCAUCAUAUGCGAUGCCGAAGCCGUCUUGCACGACCCUGCCACGUACGGCAAGGUUGAGCCCCUUGUAAACUGGCCGCCGCAAGCCGUCGUGCUAGCGCUGCAUGAUUGGUGCCGGCGCUUUGACCCACUCUUGGGUGCGCGUCCGCUGUGGUUCUUGGUGUGCUUUUACAUGGAGAUGACGCUCCAGGUGCCGUACUACAUUGCGGCGACGUACGCCUUCCUGCACGGCUGCGAAUGGAUCCGCGUCCCGACGCUCGUCUACGCCUCCAUGUCGAUGACCACGAUGGCCAUCGUCCUCGUCGAGCAGUUCUUUGGCGAGUUUGCGACGCCGGCGCCGCUCGUGAUCCUCGGUUCGUACCUUCCCUUUGCGAUCGCACCCGUCUUCUUCCUCUACCGCGCGCGUGGCACGACCAUGUUUGCGGCCAAGACCAAGCAGGCGUAA